Messenger RNA from Saccoglossus kowalevskii, 1743 nucleotides. RefSeq names its product semaphorin-2A-like. Gene Ontology annotation, cellular component: plasma membrane. Gene Ontology annotation, biological process: negative chemotaxis; neural crest cell migration; positive regulation of cell migration. Gene Ontology annotation, molecular function: chemorepellent activity; semaphorin receptor binding. Lineage: Eukaryota; Metazoa; Hemichordata; Enteropneusta; Harrimaniidae. The record is from RefSeq and is a predicted model, not a curated record.
AUGGAUUUUACAAAUCCAGUCGGUUCAGUUGUACUGUUUGUUUUUCUGUUUGUCUGUCUACAAGCAAGUUAUUUACCAGAAGAUCAAGUGCCUAAAUCACAUGCAACAAUAUAUUCUAAUGUAGUUCACAUUGGAAAUAUCACUUUAUCAAAAAUAUUAGAUAAUCGGUAUCUUUAUGUUGGUUCUGUGAAUCGCUUCUUUUUACGGGACAUGGAAAGUGACUUUGAACUAAAGGCAGAUAUCCCAUGGCAACCAGAUGAUUCAGAUCGUGACUUUUGUAAACGGAUGCAUGUGGACACAAAAUGUCAUAAUUUUAUUAAAGUUAUUGAAAAGAAUGAUGAAAAUGACAGAUUGUUAGUCUGUGGUACAAAUGCCUAUGUACCACGCUGUCGAUACUAUGAUGAUUAUACAAUUCAAAAUACUGAAGAGUUUAAAGAGACUACAGGAUUAUACAAAUCACCGUUUUCUCCAGGUUCACUCAACACUGCAAUAUUUGCAUAUGGCAGCCUUUAUGCAGGAACGGCGUCAGAUGCAAUGAAAUCUGUGAUUGCCCGUAGUAUUGAGAAUGAUGACUCGCUUAACACAGAUCUUAAAACACUGGAUCAUGACUCAAGAUGGUUAAAUGAUCCUGAUUUUAUCUCUUCAUUUGAUAUUGGUGAGGAAGUUUUGUUUUUUCUUCGGGAAAUUGCUAUGGAAUACAGCAACUAUGGAAAGGUUGUUUACUCAAGAGUUGCAAAAGUCUGUAAAAAGGACAAGGGUGGUAGUAAUCAUGUCUUGGAAAAUAUCUGGACAACAUUCCUUAAAGCACGAAUUAUUUGUGCUUUUCCGGGUAAAUUCCCAUUUGAUUUUAACAAUAUUCAGGACACUUUUAAAAUUUCAUAUGAAGAAAAUGGUAAGACUACAACUAUAUUUUAUGCAGUGUUUACAACACCAGAAAAUGCAAUCCCGGGAUCUGCUAUAUGUGCCUAUAAUCUGACUGACGUCAAUGCUGUUUUCAAUAGUGGAUGUUUGGAAAAAGAAUCUGCAAAACAUGCAUGGUUUCCUGCAGAGGAAGAUAUGAUUCCUGACCCAAGACCAGGAACGUGCGUUGACGACUCAACUAGUCACAGCUACAAUGAUCUACUAUUUUUCAAGUCACACACAUUGAUGUCAGAUACUCUCACUUUUGUUUCAAUUUCAAUUGUUAUUUUUUUCAGAAAUGAAAUUGGAAUAGUUCAAAACGUGACAAAUGUGAUGGAAUGUCCAGUUGAACAACCACCCGAACAUAAAACGAUUUUCGGAGUAAAAAAUGACUAUAGUGUUGAAUGCAUUGCAAUUACUGGUUGGGUUGUUGUAGCUGCUGUUAUUGUUAUAUUUAUUAUUGGUUAUUUCUAUGUGACAAAGAAUAGAAAGAUUGAACGACAAACUGAAGGAGGCAUGAAGUCCUCAGUACCAGCAACCACCACUUCCAUGGUUCAAACCACACCAGUCAUUCCCAAAACCACCAAUUCUCAAAACACUCAGGAAGAGACGCCAUUGAGGCGAGAGAAACCACCAGAAUCUGAGAAACCCAAGAAUUAUGCUGCUUCUAUCAAUGACAGACGGGCAGUUAAUGAUCAGAGAGCGUCCUCGCUGUCACAGAACAGGCGAUCACAACCACAUGACAGUUUUAAAGAUGUUAGUGGGGAACUAGAAAAUAUUCACAGUAAUAGCAGUCAUAUACAGUAUGGACCAACAAGUGGUGGUGAAGUAGCACACGUCUGA